Molecule: messenger RNA, 4753 nt
Organism: Oxyura jamaicensis (ruddy duck)
Lineage: Eukaryota; Metazoa; Chordata; Aves; Anseriformes; Anatidae
Gene: GRIN3A
Product: glutamate ionotropic receptor NMDA type subunit 3A
Exons: 10
Coding region: 238-3612 (1124 amino acids)
Biological process (GO): synaptic transmission, glutamatergic; ionotropic glutamate receptor signaling pathway; modulation of chemical synaptic transmission
Cellular component (GO): plasma membrane; postsynaptic membrane
Molecular function (GO): NMDA glutamate receptor activity; transmitter-gated monoatomic ion channel activity involved in regulation of postsynaptic membrane potential
Source: RefSeq, a predicted model, not a curated record
GUGCUGCACCUUGGGGAGGGGGCUGCAGCUUGGAGAGGGGCUGCACGUGGCGGGGGGGGGGGGGUGACUGCACCGUGUGGGGGUGCUCCCCGUUGCAGCCAGGGGUCCGCGAGGGGCGGUCCGGGGGCUGAGCCCCCUCCUCCUCUUUCUCCGUCCUCGGGGAGGGGGCGCGGUGAUAGCGGGGCUCCAUGGGCGGCGGCGGGGGCGGCUCUUUGCGGGAUCCGCCCGCCGCGGCUGAUGCCGCUGCCGGCCGGCCGCGGGGCGUCUGAUGCGGGGCGGGACAGUGCUGGGGCCGGUGGAAGCGGCGGGGGUCGUGGCGGGGGUCUCCGGGCCAUGCAGGGGCCAGGGGUACGGGGUGUCGUGGUCCGGGCGUGCAUGCUGUUGCUGCCGCCCUGCGCCCUGGUGCUGGCGGCGGUGCCGGGCUCCGCGUCUCACCCGCAGCCCUGCCAGAUCCUGCGGCGCAUCGGGCACACCGUCAGAGUGGGGGCCACCCACCUGCAGCCCCGCUUGACCUCUGACGCUUGGCCCCGGGAGAGGGCGGCGGAAGGAGGCGGUGGCCCCGAAGGGGGGGUCCCGGCGGGGUCCCGGGGCGGGCGGCCGGGUGGCGGCGGGGAGAUGCGGACGCGUCUCGCGCCUUCCCCGCGGGACGCGCUGCUGCUGGCCGUGGCGAACCUGAACGGCGUGUCCGGGCUGCUGCCCUACAACCUGUCCCUGGAGGUGGUGAUGGCGAUCGAAGCGGGGCUGGGCGACCUGCCCCUCUUCCCGUUCUCUUCCCCCAGCGCCUCGUGGAGCAACGAUCCCGCGUCCUUCCUGCAGAGCCUCUGCCACACCGUGGUGGUGCAGGGGGUCUCCGCCAUCCUCGCCUUCCCGCAGAGCCGCGGGGAGAUGCUGGAGCUCGACUUCGUCUCGGCGGCGCUGCGCAUCCCCGUGGUCAGCAUCGUGCUCGGCGAGUUCCCCAGGCGGAGCCCGAAUCCCCUUCACCUGCAAAUGAGUUUAGAAAACCCAUUGAGUUCUGAUGCUGAUGUCACUUUCUCAAUCCUUGCAAUGAACAACUGGUACAAUUUCAGCUUGAUGAUAUGCCAGGAGGAGUGGAACAUCACAGAUUUUCUCUUCCUCAUACAACAGAGCUCCAAGUUUCACCUGGGAUCCAUUAUAAACAUCACAGCAAAUCUCACUUCAACCAGUGACCUUAUGAACUACCUACAGUUUUAUCUGGAGAAUAUCAAAGAAACAACAUCUACUAUGGUGAUGUUUGGAUGCAAUAUGGAAAAAACAAGGAGAAUUUUUGAAAUAACUACCCAGUUUGGUGUGAUGCCUCCAGAACUUCACUGGAUUAUUGGGGAUUCACAGAAUGUAGAAGAACUGAGGACAGAAGGUUUGCCACUUGGUCUCAUUGCUCAUGGCAAGACAACACAAUCAGUCUUUGAGUAUUACGUACAGGAUGCAAUGGAGCUGGUAGCAAGAGCUGUAGCAGCAGCCACCAUGAUUCAGCCUGAACUAGCGCUUAUUCCAAGUACAAUGAAUUGCAUGGACACAGAUGAAAAAAAUAUCACUUCAGGGCAGUACUUAUCAAAGUUUUUAGCCAACACAACAUUUGAUGGCCUCAGUGGCCACAUUAAGGUGAAAGGCUCCUCCGUUGUUAGCUCAAAAAACAACUUCUUCAUUUGGAAUCUGCAACACGACCCUGUUGGGAACCCAAUGUGGACUCGUCUGGGAAGCUGGCAAGAAGGAAAGAUAGUCAUGGACUAUGGGAUAUGGCCAGAACAAGCCCAGAGACAUAAAAAUCACAUGCAACACCCCACCCGGUUGCACCUGAGAGUGGUAACUCUCAUUGAGCAUCCAUUUGUCUUUACAAGAGAUGUAGAUGAUGAAGGUCUUUGCCCAGCAGGGCAGCUGUGCCUGGAUCCUUUGACCAAUGAUUCAGCUGUGCUUGAUAACCUGUUUGAAACCCUUCAAGGAGGAAAUGACACCGUUCCCAUUGAGCUGAAGAAGUGCUGCUAUGGCUACUGCAUUGACCUGCUGGAGAAACUGGCUGAGGAUAUGAACUUUGAUUUUGAUUUGUAUAUUGUUGGUGAUGGAAAGUACGGAGCCUGGAAGAACAGCCACUGGACAGGACUGGUGGGAGACCUUCUUUCUGGGACAGCUCAUAUGGCAGUGACGUCAUUCAGCAUUAACACUGCCCGCAGCCAAGUAAUUGAUUUCACCAGCCCUUUCUUUUCAACCAGCUUGGGCAUCUUGGUGAGGACCAAAGACACCGCGGCUCCAACUGGAGCCUUUAUGUGGCCACUUCACUGGACUAUGUGGCUGGGGAUAUUUGUUGCUCUGCACAUCACAGCUAUAUUCCUCACCUUAUAUGAAUGGAAAAGUCCUUUUGGGAUGACCCCCAAGGGAAGGAACAGGAACAAAGUCUUCUCUUUCUCAUCUGCUCUGAAUGUCUGCUACGCGAUCUUGUUUGGAAGAACAGCUGCCAUCAAACCUCCAAAGUGCUGGACUGGAAGAUUUUUAAUGAAUCUAUGGGCUAUUUUCUGUCUGUUUUGUUUGUCCACAUACACAGCCAACCUAGCUGCUGUCAUGGUAGGGGAAAAGAUCUAUGAAGAGCUUUCUGGAAUACAUGACCCAAAGCUCCACCACCCAUCCCAAGGGUUUCGCUUUGGAACUGUGCGUGAAAGCAGCGCAGAAGACUAUGUGAGGCAAAGCUUCCCAGAGAUGCAUGAGUACAUGCGGCGGUACAAUGUCCCUGCAACCCCCGAUGGAGUAGCAUAUCUAAAGAAUGAUCCAGAGAAACUUGAUGCCUUCAUUAUGGAUAAAGCACUCUUAGAUUAUGAAGUAUCAAUAGAUGCCGACUGCAAGCUUCUAACUGUGGGAAAGCCCUUUGCCAUUGAAGGAUAUGGUAUUGGUCUUCCCCCUAACUCUCCGCUCACCUCCAACAUCUCUGAACUGAUAAGUCAGUACAAGUCCCACGGAUUCAUGGAUGUUUUGCAUGACAAAUGGUACAAGGUGGUUCCAUGUGGGAAAAGAAGCUUUGCUGUCACGGAGACACUGCAAAUGGGCAUCAAACAUUUUUCUGGGCUCUUUGUGAUGUUGUGCAUUGGGUUUGUCUUGUCUAUUUUAACUACCAUUGGGGAACAUACUGUGUACAGAUUGGUUCUACCACGGAUCAAGAAGAAAUCCAAGAUGAAGUACUGGCUCCAUACAAGUCAGAGAUUACAUCGUUCUCUGAACAGUUCAUUUCUUGAAGACAAAUGCCAGCCUAAGACAAAACGAGUAGAAAAGAGGUCCCAUGUAGGGAACAGCCAGCAUGCUGUGUGGAAUACAGCCAACGUGGGCAACUGUCACCAGAAAAAAUACGUCUGCACCAACGAGGGGCAAAAUGACGUGGCAAUCGGACAGCACCAAGACAUCUCCCUGCCACAGGUGAGGAGAGAGACUCCAGCUUGUUUAACGACCAACGGGAAAGCAGACUCCCUCAGCAUUGCCAGGACCUCGGUGAUGCAAGAGCUCACAGAGCUGGAGAAGCAGAUCCAAAUCAUCAAGCAGGAGCUGCAGCUCGCCAUGGACAGGAAAUCAGAGCUGGAAGAGUAUCAGAGAACAAACAGGACUGCAGAGCCCUAGGCCAGCAUACUCGGGCCCUUUCCCCUUUUCUCCCUUUCUCCCCUCCUGUAAAAUUUUUAACGUGCUUUUGUAAUGCCGGGAAGAGGCAUGAAAAUAAAGCAGGCAAUAUGCUCUUCAUGAGAGCUGAGUUGCAGCAGCCCACAGCCACUGCCACCCUCCUGGGUCCUCCUCCUUUCCUAACAAGUUUUGCAUUCUCCCAGCCAACUUCAGCCAUUCCCAAGGGACUUAGAGAAACAAUAACUGUGUGAAUAGCAAGAGUUCCUGUUUCCUUCACUUGGCACUACAGUGAAGUUCCCUCUUUUUUAGCUCUCUCUGUGCGUUAAUUCAAAACAAAAAGAAAAAAAAAAAAAAAGGAACUCUAAACUGCUCAUUGGAAGCAUGCCCCUUGUUGGUAUGUUUUUGUUAUGGUACCUAUGGGUUUAGUCUCUAUGCUAAGGCUCCUUAUGGUUGCCUCAUUACACCAGGUGCUAGUUCUAUGUUGGCAACCCCUUCCCUCCUGGCACAGGCUGUGUGUGGUUCACAAGACAAAUUCUUGGUGGCAGUCCCAGGACACACAGUUCCCUUAGCUCUGUCAGCACAAAUGCAGAUGUGGCUGCUCUGUGACUGUGAUAAAGGAACUCAAGCAGCUUAAAAAUAACUUUGCAAAAAACAAACCACCACCUCUGUCUGCUUCUGAGCCGGGGUUCACUUUGCACUCCCACCCAGAGAGAAGCCACGCAAAAACAGCUGCACUGGCAGACGUGAGGAGAUGGGUUCACAGUGGCACAGGGCAAGGAUGGGGGGAGGGGAGAGAGCAGCAGUGCUGCAGACCAUUAUCUAUGAUUAAAGGUGAGGUAUCUCAUCUGUGAAACCACUCCCUUAACAUUCUCUGUCUACAGUCGAUAUUAAGGUUCUUUCUCACAGCCAAAGUAACAUAAAAGGGAUCUGGUCCACUGAUUUAUUCUGUCACCAAACUCCCAUCGAAGUCAAAGGGAAUUUGGCACCAAAACCUCCUGGUGGACCAAUGCUCACUGUAAAGGGGAUUCAAAUUUGCUGUUUCAAAGGCAAUGUACUGAGUGGAGCUCCCUCCAACUUGGAUGAUGAGUAGAGUGGAAGGAAGGGUAAGCUAUUCAGCAUCUGAAUAAAUAAUACAUCAAUCCAA